AUGGAGAGAUUGAUGAGGAGGAUGUCCAAGCAGGUCUUGCUUCCCUUGUUCCAUCUUCAGGGCCUUGCUGCCACAAUAAUCACUCUGACCAAAGACCUUAUAAAUGCGGUCAACCAGCAGGAAGCCUGGUUUGAUAAUGAACUAUACCAGUGGGACAACAAAGAGGAGGCAUGCAAAUAUCUUGGCAUUAAGAACCUAGAGCACCCAAAGAUAGAUAACCACUAUUAUGUUUCUAUUGACUGGAGGGAAGCCGCUGGGCUUAGGACUUCGCCCACUGUGCCAAAAAGACCACAGGAUGGUAGCGCUACGGCUACCAACUGCCCAGCACCCCCUUAUAUAGCCUAG
Molecule: messenger RNA, 345 nt
Organism: Rasamsonia emersonii CBS 393.64
Lineage: Eukaryota; Fungi; Ascomycota; Eurotiomycetes; Eurotiales; Trichocomaceae
Exons: 3
Coding region: 1-345 (114 amino acids)
Source: RefSeq, a predicted model, not a curated record